This is a messenger RNA of Pungitius pungitius (ninespine stickleback), 4030 nucleotides long. It is a transcript of the gene slc26a6l2, whose product is annotated as solute carrier family 26 member 6. The transcript has 19 exons. The coding region runs from base 230 to 2458 and encodes 742 amino acids. Gene Ontology annotation, molecular function: chloride transmembrane transporter activity; oxalate transmembrane transporter activity; bicarbonate transmembrane transporter activity. Lineage: Eukaryota; Metazoa; Chordata; Actinopteri; Perciformes; Gasterosteidae. Gene Ontology annotation, biological process: transmembrane transport. Gene Ontology annotation, cellular component: plasma membrane. The record is from RefSeq and is a predicted model, not a curated record.
GUUGUGUCCAUGCAGAGGAGGGACAUGUGGGCUGAAGGUUGUUGCUCUUAUAAAAAGGCCCGGUUUCUCCCACCAUCAGAACGCUGUCAAUCAGUCCAGAGUGAGGAGGCUUCACAGACACACACACUGACACACACACAGACACACACACGCCUGGUCGGCUCUAGCUCGAGGAGGAGGACACCGGGGGGGCAGAAGGUCUGCUAGAUCUGCUCUCACAGACGAGGACAUGGAGGAGAAGGCCGGGGAGUACUUGGUGCAGAGGAGGGUUCUGGAUGAGGUGCGUCUGGAGGAAGUGGCCCAGAAGGGGACGUGGUCCACGAAACCCACCGCAGGGGAACGGAUCAAGGAGUCUUUCAGGUGUUCGGGGCCCAGACUGAAGCAGGUGGCGCUGAGCUGGAUCCCGCUUCUCAGCUGGCUGCCUCGCUACUCCUUCAGAGAGAACGCCAUCGGGGACCUGAUCUCCGGCUGCAGCGUGGGCAUCAUGCACCUGCCCCAGGGCAUGGCCUACGCCCUCCUGGCCUCCUUGCGCCCGGUGUACGGCCUCUACACCUCCCUCUACCCGGUGCUGGUCUACUUCAUCUUCGGUACUUCCAGACACAUCUCCAUUGGUACCUUUGCCGUGAUCAGCAUCAUGGUGGGCAGCGCCACGGAGCGGCUGGCUCCGGACGCCAACUUCCCGAUGAACGGCACCAACGGGACGGGGGCCGUGGACCUGGACGCGCGGGACGGGUUCAGGGUUCAGGUGGCCUGCUCCCUCACCGUGCUGGCAGGGAUCUUUCAGAUCCUGCUGGGAAUAGUGAGGUUUGGCUUCGUGGUCACCUACCUGUCCGAGCCGCUUGUUCGAGGCUACACCACGGGGUCGGCGUGCCACGUGUGCGUGUCCCAGCUCAAGUACCUGUUCGGGGUGAAGCCGGCUCGCUUCACCGGGCCGCUGUCCCUCAUUUAUACUCUGGUGGACAUCUGCUGCCUGCUGCCGCAGACCAAAGUGCCGGAGCUGGUGGUCAGCCUGGUCACUCUGUCGGUUCUCAUCGUGGUCAAAGAGAUCAACGGCUGCUACAGGAGGAAGCUGCCUCUUCCCAUCCCCAUCGAGAUCAUAGUGAUCAUCGCAGCAACAGUCGCCACGCACUUUGGAGGACUGACGAGUAAAUACGACGUCGAUGUGGUUGGAGAGAUUCCCAGUGGGCUCAAAGCCCCCCAAGCUCCAGAUACCACGUUGUUCUUGCAGGUGAUCGGUGAUGCUUUUGCUGUGGCCAUCGUGGGCUACGCCAUCAACAUCUCUCUGGGUAAAACAUUCGCCCUCAAACAUGGCUACAAGGUGGACAGCAACCAGGAGCUGGUGGCUUUGGGUCUCAGUAACGCCAUCGGCGGAUUCUUUCAGUGUUACUCCGUCACGUCGUCUUUGUCCCGCAGCCUCGUCCAGGAGAGCACAGGCGGGAAGACGCAGGUUGCCGGGUUGAUCUCGUCCGUCAUCGUGCUCGUCACCGUUUUGAAAAUAGGUUCUCUCUUCUCAGAUCUCCCCAAGGCCGUCUUAUCCACGAUAGUGUUUGUGAAUUUGAAAGGAAUGUUCAAGCAGUUCACGGACGUCCCUCUGCUGUGGAAGACCAACAAGGUGGAUCUGCUGGUGUGGCUGGUCACGUUCACCAGCACCAUCCUGCUCAACCUGGACCUCGGCCUGGCGGUGUCCAUCGCCUUCUCCUUGCUCACCGUCAUCUUCAGGACGCAGCUCCCCCGCUAUUCAAUCUUGGGCCACGUUUCAGGCACUGAUCUGUAUCUGGACACCGACACCUACAAGGAGGCCAGAGAGAUUCCGGGGAUUAAAAUCUUCCGUUCGUCCACCACCAUCUACUACACCAACGCGGAGAUGUACCUGGAAGCCCUGCAGGAGAAGAGUGGAAUUGAAAUCGGGAAGCUGCUGACGGCCAAGAAGAAGCGAGACGCCAAGCUGAAGCGCGACCAGAAGAAAGAGAAGGCUAAGAGCAAGGCAAAGAAACGACAGAGACAACCCUCCAAGAUGGCUGAGAGGAAGGUCUCCUUGGACGACCUCGGCCGGGUCAACGAGGCCUUCCAGCACGACGCUGCCACCUCGGGGUCGGACUCGGAGGCGGGUUGCCAGAGCGACGCGGAGAAGGGAAUGGAGAAGGGAAUGGAGAAGGGAAUUCCGCGCCUGUCGGCCACUCACAGCGUUGUCCUGGACGUCGCCACCACCAGCUUCGUGGACACGGUCGCCGUGACAACCUUGAAGAAUAUGUUCAGGGACCUGGGAGAGAUCGACGUGGAGGUCUACCUCGCCGGCUGCCAAGCGUGUGUGGUGGAGCAGCUGGAGGCGGCAGGUUUCUUCACGGAGUCCCUCCCAAAGAGCCGCCUGUUCGUCAGCGUGCACGACGCCGUGCUCCACGUCCUCGGGGCUCGAGGGCCGGACGACUUUGUUCUCGAUGUGUGCACCACUCCAAUGUAACCAGCAGGGGUCAGACUGCUCCACCUUCCUCCUCCUCAAAGGCUGCUGCAUUGCUCAUUGCCCCCCCCACCCCCCCUCUCUCCUCCAACCCACUUUAUUGUGAGAAUGCACCACCUUAACAUGGCGGCCGGUUGCCGUGGAAAUGCAGGGAGCCGUCCCCAUGGCAACAGACUUUUUAUGAUAUCUCCAUAAUGGGAGAGCCGACACUACGUCACUGCUGCUCUCUGUGGUGUGUGUGUGGGUGUCUGUGUGUGUGUGUGGGUGUGCAAGGCAGAUGGGGGGGGGGCUCUGUAUUUAUAGCCCCCCAGUGAGUCAAAGGUUGAUCAUCAACAGUCUCCAACUGAUCCACAACAAACCGAUGUAAAUAUUGGACGUGCCUGUGGGUCGUGCUCUUCCAUCCUCCCCCACCCUCAUGUCUUCAAGAGAACAGAUGGUGUUAAGUUUCCAAUGAGCAGCGUAUUUAUAGUCCGUAUUCAUGUCUGAUUCCUCUCACAUCUUCUGCUAUAUUUGGAUCCAAUUUUACCACCUGCUACCAGUCUAGAGGCUAUCAGAGGCUACUCCAGCUAUCAGAGGCUACCAAAGCUAUCAGAGGCUACCCCAGCUAUCAGAGGCUACCAAAGCUAUCAGAGGCUACUCCAGCUAUCAGAGGCUACCAACGCUAUCAGAGGCUACCCCAGCUAUCAGAGGCUACCAAAGCUAUCAGAGGCUACUCCAGCUAUCAGAGGCUACCAAAGCUAUCAGAGGCUACCCCAGCUAUCAGAGGCUACCAAAGCCAUCAGAGGCUACCAAAGCUAUCAGGGGCUAACAAAGCUAUCAGAGGCUACCAAAGCUAUCAGAGGCUGCUCUAGCUAUCAGAGGCUACCCCAGUUAUCAGAGGCUACCCCAGCUAUCAGAGGCUGCUCUAGCUAUCAGAGGCUACCCCAGUUAUCAGAGGCUACCCCAGCUAUCAGAGGCUACCCCAGUUAUCAGAGGCUACCCCAGCUAUCAGAAGCUACUCUAGCUAUCAGAGGCUACCCCAGUUAUCAGAUGCUACCCCAGCUAUCAGAGGCUACUCCAGCUAUCAGAGGCUACCAAAGCUAUCAGAGGCUACCAAAGCUUUUAGAGGCUACCAGAACUAGCAAAGCUAUUAGAGGGUACCACAGGUAUCAGAGGCUAGUAGAGCUAUCUGAGGCUACCAGAACUACCAAAGCUAUCAGAGGCUGCCAGAACUAGCAAAGCUAUUAGAGGGUAUCACAGCUAUCAGAGGCUAGUAGAGCUAUCAGAGGCUGCCAGAGCUAUUAGAGGCUACCACAGCUAUCAGAGGCUACCAAAACUUUUAGAGGCUACUAGAACUAGCAAAGCUAUUAGAGGCUACCAAACUAUCACAGGCUAUCAUAGCUAGCAACCAGCUAAAGUAACUAUAUCUUUUAUGAUUGAAUUUGACACUCUGAAUCAUGUUCAUUUAUGUCACCUUCGGGCAGGUCUCAUCUGCUGUCUGAAGGUGUGUUGUGCACUUUGUGUAGGUCCAACAAAAUGAUUUCAGAUGAAACACAAGUAAUCAUGAACGAGGUCACACUCAACGGGGGGGGGGGG